This is a messenger RNA of Dufourea novaeangliae, 2727 nucleotides long. RefSeq names its product protein PFC0760c-like. Bases 1 to 2727 code for a protein of 908 amino acids. The transcript has 2 exons. Gene Ontology annotation, molecular function: RNA polymerase II cis-regulatory region sequence-specific DNA binding; DNA-binding transcription factor activity, RNA polymerase II-specific. Lineage: Eukaryota; Metazoa; Arthropoda; Insecta; Hymenoptera; Halictidae. The record is from RefSeq and is a predicted model, not a curated record. Gene Ontology annotation, biological process: regulation of DNA-templated transcription.
AUGAUUGAACAAUGUCUGGAGUAUAAUAAAGAUAAACAAAUGGAACUGCAUAUACAGAUGCCAUAUCCUGCCAGCAUAUGCAUACCUAAACUAGAACCGUGUUAUAGUAGUUCAUCUGACUCAAAUGAGUGUACAUCGUACAUUGAUGAUUUAAUUACAUCACCAAUUCCUUUUACUACACCUUACAAAGUUAAGGAUCCUAUUGUUCUGCUUGAGAAAUGUGAUAAAAUAUGGGAAACAUUAAAGGUAAUAAAGAAUGUAGAAAAUAACAAGAGUACUAAUACAUUAAAUUCAUUAUCACCAAAGAAAAAAGAUACAGAGUCAUAUAUUAAAUACCAACCAGUAUUAGGUAAUAACAAUUCUGCAUUACCAAAUUUUAAAUUAUCUGUAAAAAGUACUCAAAAACUAUUUUCUUGUGCAACGUGUGGGAAAUUAUAUUUGGAAAAGCGAAGUUUGCGACAUCAUUCAGCAAAAGUACAUGGUAUUUACAUACCCUUAGAUAGGCCUAGGAAAACCAUUAAACAUCAAAAUGAUAGUAAUAAUGAAAGAGACUCUAAUGUUGUUAACACAGAACAAAGCAAUCAAAAUAAAUUGAAUUUGAAAAGAAGCCCAAUUAAACAACAUAUAGAUACCCUAUUGCAGUCUGUUACAUCACAUGUAACUGAGUCUGAUACUGAGUCUGUUUCAAAUAUUCGAUCCCAAAGUCGAAAGAAAAGUGUUUCAAUACACACUAGUAACACUUUUAAUGGUAGUAAAAGUGUACGAAAGGAAGGAAAAAAUGAAUUUAUAUAUAAAGACUUACAUAAAAAUGGAACACCAAUAGUGUUAACUCGUGAUUCAUCUUCGCAGCAGCAGUGUAUACUGUGUAAACAAUUUGUAGAAGAUGUGAAAACACAUGUAAUUGAUUAUCAUAAAAUUGAGUGUUCUAAUUCUAUGUUGAAAGAAUUUGAGAAGACAUCUGCUGUGCCCAAGGUCAAAGAAAUAAAAAAAAUGACCAUGAGUAAAGAAUCUUUGAGAAAUGAUGUACUUAAUACUGAUAAACAAUCUCCAUAUUUCCAAAGAAAUAAAAAACGCAAAUUAAAUAUAUCACAAGCAGGUAAUGAAAAGAGGUAUAAAGUUAAUAGUAAUACUUACCAAGUAAAAAGUUCGCUGCAAAAUUAUAAACAGCAAUGUGAUAUUUGUUUUGGACUUUAUACACCAAACAAUGUUAAAAAACAUAUGAAUAGUCAUCGUAUUCGUGGAGAAACAAAAGAAAAUUUUCACUUGAUUAAUUGCAAUUACUUAAAUUCUCCAUUAUUUGAGAAACAAAAUAUAAAUGAAAAUUCAAAUAAUGUAUCUCUUAAAAAUACAAAAGGUUACAGGAACAUUAACAAGGAUAAUUCAACUAAUUUAUUUACGAAUGGUGAAAUAGAAGAACAAGUGUUUCAAAAUCAAUGUAAGAGUAGCAGAGACCAUUGUAUAAGAAACAAUGGCAAACGUAAUAGUAUUUGUUCUUGUGGUAGAACAUUUCGUAAUCCUCAUACAUUGUAUUUACAUAAGGGGAAGUGCAGGUUACAAAAUAGUGAAACAGCACAAGAGUCAGACACAGUUCUAAGUGCGAAGGGAAACAACUCUGAUAGAGAUUCUGGACUUGGAAUUAAUAUAACAAUAAAGAAAAAAAAUGAUUCUUAUGAGAUUGUUGGUAGAGACGCAGACAAUGAAAAGAUAUUACAGAAUUCAACGUGUUUAAGAAAUACAGAAUUCUUAUCAAAUUUCUCUGAAGAUAGUACUGAAGCAGAUCCACAGGACUGGCAGUAUGAAAUGGAAUCAUCUAAAUAUAGUGGAAAUCAUAGUUUUUUAAAAAUUCAAUGUAUUGAUGAAGAUAUUGAUAUUGAUAUUGAAGAAAACUCACAAAGUGGUUCUGAUUUAAGCAGUAUGAAUAAUAAUCUUAUUGCAAAUGAAGUAACGAAUGAUUCUAAUGUAGAACAACAGAAGCAAGAAACAAAAACUCAAGAAAAUAUGUCUGGUAGAAUAAUGUCUGAUGUAAACAAUUCAUGCAAGAAGGUUUUUAGGACAGAAAAACACGAAAAAUGUAAUAACGUUAAGUCAAAUAUAGUUAAUAAAAGUAAUAUUUGCGUUUGUGGUACUCUGUUUGACACUAGAAAGGCUCUUAAUUUUCAUAUUACAAAACAACAUCCAUGUUCUCAAUUAAUGUGUGGAUAUUGUAAAAAAUCUGUUACUGAUAUCGAUACAUGGAAAAAACAUCAGUGUACUGUUUCAAAAGCUAAGACCUUUGUUGAUAUACUUUUAGAAAUAGCUUGUCCUUAUUGUAAUACUCUAUCAAACUCUUAUGUAACAUUUGACAACCAUAUUAGUCUUAAACAUUCUGAUUCCUUAGUGCCAUUUCAGUGUUAUCAAUGUGAUAAACGCUUUUGUAAUACUACAGCUCGAAGAAUACAUAUCAAGGAUGAACAUUUCUUACCUAUUUGUGCUAUAUGCGAAAUGAAGUGUCCUGAUAAUGUGAAGGCUAGACAUGAAGGAUACCAUUAUGGACUUGGAUUCCCUUGUCACAUAUGUAAAAAAACAUAUUCCACGAAAACCAGUUUAUCAAAGCAUUUGGUACAACUUCACCCCAAACGUUUAAUAGAUGUAAUAUGCGAUCAUUGUCAAUUACCCUUUAUUAGUUCAAAAGCUCUUAUGAAACAUUUGAAUAUUGGAACAUGUGUAACAAGUAAACCACAGAUAUGA